Aspergillus chevalieri is the source of this 1020-nucleotide messenger RNA. RefSeq names its product protein-lysine N-methyltransferase. NCBI's taxonomy places the organism in Eukaryota, Fungi, Ascomycota, Eurotiomycetes, Eurotiales, Aspergillaceae. The transcript has 4 exons. The record is from RefSeq and is a predicted model, not a curated record. The coding region runs from base 1 to 1020 and encodes 339 amino acids.
AUGGAUACCACAAUACCCACCCUAAUCGCGCAAUACAACCAACAAGUUCCCGCGCCCAAACUCCCCCUCCCCGACGGCAAAACCCUCCUCCAACCCACAACCCAAUCCACCAUCUACGAGCGCAUGUUCAACGAAGAUAAUCCGCAGGCAUGGCCGUUACCGCCGGUGGGGUACCGGAUGAGCGUGUUGAAGAUGAUUCUGGGGAGGUUGGAAGAUGCGAUUAGGGAUCCGGAGGAGGAUGAAAUCAUGGACGAGCUGGUAGAAACCUGGGGUGAUCUGAUUACACUUCCGAAGCCCUCGCAGAUCCAGCAGGCACAGCAAUUGGGUUAUAUCAAAUACACUGCCCCAUCGCCUCCCUCUCAGUCACCAUCUGCAAGCGAAUGCGAACCCCGAACAGUCGUAACGUCCGAAUCGCGCGGCUUAAUCCUUUCCUCCGGCACAACGGGUUUCCGUACUUGGGAAGCUGCCCUGCACCUAGGCACAUACCUCUCCUCACCAUCCAUCGCAGACACGCUUAUCAAAGGAAAACAGGUCCUGGAGUUAGGUGCGGGGACGGGUUUUGUAUCACUUUUCUGCGCGAAAUAUCUGGGUCCGAAGAGGGUUGUUGCGACGGAUCGCGAACAGGCGCUUAUUGAGAGUAUACGGGAUUGUGUGGGCAGGAAUGGGAUUGGGGAGGAGGUGUUAGUUCCGGGGAUUUGGGAGUGGGGGAAUGAGAUGGCGGUUGACGGUGGGGAGGACGGGUUUGAUGUUGCGUUUGGGGCGGAUUUGAUAUACGAUGAAGAUCUCAUUCCGCUCCUUCAAUCAACCCUAACUACGCUCUUUGAGGGAUACAAUCUCCAGCAAUUCAUUAUCUCCGCUACGCUGAGGAAUGAAGAGACGUUUCAGGCGUUUCUGGAUGCUUGCCAAAUGAACAACUUCAAAGUGGAACGGAUACCCUUCGAAUCACCACCAGAGGACAAACAAACAGGAUUCUUCCAUUCAACCUCGAUCCCAAUAAAAAUGUUUAGUAUCCGCCGGUAG